AGCCAUCAUUACAAUGGUUGUCAACAACAAUAUUAUCAAUGUCAAUGCCCCAAAAGGACACUCUUGGUAAAUCACCUCUCUCGAUCCAGAACCGCCCCUUCCCCUAGAAGGGCCCUGUCGAUACGCCCUGGGCAUUCUCAGGCUACAACCGAGACAUGACAUGUUUAUUCGAACGGCGAGCCUAUUUACGAUAUGCAAUACUCGCGGCGUGGGUUGAUGGGUUAUAGGUGAGUCAAAAUAUGGCACGUAUGUGAUUUCGUCAAAAUUUUCUUGUUCGGAUGCUUUCAAGAAGGUUUGGGCUAGGGUCAAACAACCAUGUACGUCCGUUUGUCUCCGGCACUCUUACACGGACCUACGGAUGUGUUCUUCAUAUGAUACUCUGAUAUUGUCAGGCCAUAAACCUCUCAGUCAUCGGUGUGGUUGUGCUAUAGAUGCAAAAGGUGAGUCCACAGCUUGUUUAUCGUCUAAAGGCCCGGGCGAUGCACAUGGUGACAAACAGAACGUGCAAAUAUCCCCGCUUAGGUUGCAUAAUGGCACUUUCGGCAUGCAGUUCCGCGUAUCGCAUGACCAGGAAUAUCCAAGAAGAAAGAACCCUUGGCCUUUCUCCUGCGUUCAAACAAAGUGAUAUAUCCAUAAGGCCCUCUAACGCCGCGGGACUUGGGGGGGUUGGGUCCCAAUAAAAACUGUCCCUCCAGGCUCGCUCCUUUUGUCCCUGGGAUCCCCAUCGCCUCAAACUCGGGCACCCCAAGGCACGAGAUUUUGCACGUCCACCUUGUGCUGUCGUCUCUGGUAUUCGUAUCCCACCACCAUCGAUUAGAUGGUACUUGAUAUCAUGUCUACCAAUACGUCCUAUCCUCCCAAUGGCGGGAACGACAGCAGUGGACCGACUGCUGGGACUCGCACCUCGAACCAACAGACCACGUUGGGCGUUAAAUCAGCUCGUAAGCGCAGGGAUGAUCACUUCGAUCCCAGCAACUACAACUGGGAGUUCCGUCCUCCUGGCCUGCAUGAUGUCCAGAGACUCGUUGACAUCGUCAACAAUAACAACUCUGAGGAGGACAGUGACAGUGAUGAAGACGACUUGCUUGAAGAGAUUCAUAUCAAACGCAUCCCCAACAAGUUCUUUGUCUAUCGUAGUCACUUCCUUCGCGCAUAUCGAAAUGUCGUCGAUCCUUCUUCCGGUCAGGAAGUUCGCCCUGUGCCGCAGAGGUAUAUCUCCAAACUCGCGGGACACGUUUGGAAACAAGUAUUGACCGAGGCCGAGCGCGAACCCUACCAUCUGGCUUAUCUCCAGCUCAAGAGAGAGUUCGAGGCCGCACAUCCGGACUAUCACUAUCGUCCCAGAACCAGAUUGCAGCGAGAGUCUGAGAAGGACCUGCAGAACCAGAAACGCGCAGAGGAAACGGAGCUCAAGCGGCUGGAGAAGAGGGAGCGAGAAGAGAAAGAAAAUCGUCUUCGGAUUUCCAAGGGAUACAGUCAUCGAGCCUGGCGUAAAUUGAAGGCGGACGUUCGAAGCGGCAAGAUCCCAGAUCCGUGUGCAGAUGUUGGCGGCUGCAUAACGCAAGACAAAAUAAAGAAACCUGUGAUCGAGCAUCAACCUGAGGACAACAGCUUGAUCUUACCAAACGUAUCUGGUCCCGUCGUUCCCGAACACUCGGAACAUCUGGUAUUACCAACCGUGCAUCUUCUCACGUCAAAUGUUGGGAUGCGCGCAUCAAUGGCGUGGAAGAUGACCGAAAAGACAGACAACCACGCGGAGCACUACGAUUCUCACGAGGAAUAUGAUACGGAAGAAGAAGACCAAGACAUGGAAUAUGCCAGUGAUGAACCAGUUGAAGAGCCUUAUCGCAAGCCCGCUCCUGUACGCGCGGACUAUGAAGUGCAAGAGAUCCCAGCGCCUCUCCCUCUCCCCAGCACGUGUUUCGCCGAAUCGUCUACCAGGGGACGAUGGCCCGAUGCGCAAGAAAUCCCUCCUCCGAGGAGACUGUUUUAUCCGAGACAACCGACCGCGUUCAACAACAUUGGGCCAGUGCGAUCGCUGUUGCCGGAGGUCAUAAGCAGCAUGAACUUGAAACAGUUGGAGGACGCGCUGAUCGCCACUAGCCUCCCGGAACUACUGGAACCGCUGGAGCCGGUUCAGGCGCCACCCCCCGUGAGGCCUGUGCGCCCCGCUAUCGAGUUCGGUCGCGUCAAUCCCGCUCAGCUCGUUUUCUCUACUGGAUCUGAGACAUCUUCCGCCAAGCGCCGGAUGGUGAUGUAUGAUACUGAACCCGAGCCAAGGUCGAUCCGCGACGAGCCUGACGACCCGGUCAGAGGGCCAGUCGACAUCGACUGCGACGGCGAAGAGAACACUGAGUUCGAGGUCGACGUUGUCAGGGAUCCGAUUGACUUCGACAUGGAUGAACGGAUGGCCCCUCCCACCGGUGAUGAGGAUCCGUACCAAGUCUUCCCGCCGCCUUGCAGGACGAACUGCCCUCCUGGGUCUGGCCAAUGGAUCCCCGGUGGAGAGUCGCUUGACCGCAGCCACGUUGCGUCGAACUCUAAGGCGCCUUUGAUUGAAACCUCUGUUACCAACCAGCAUGCGAUGUCCGUCGAACCUAUGAUGCAGGAGGAUCCUACACCCGUGAAGGGAAAAGGAAAACGCCGCCUCUCCGAAGGGGAGGAAGGACGCUCCCGUCAGCCAAGCAUCGCCGUCGGUCACAUGGCUUCUCCUCGCACCCCACGCUCCAGGCAGCCAAGCAUCGUCGUCGGACUAGUUAACGGCGCGAUCGAGUUGAUCUCUCAGGAAGAGCUAGAGCGUCUUGAAGACCUAGAGCGCCUUGAAGAGCUAGAGCGCCUUGAACGUGAUGAAGAUCAGGUCGUCCACUCCCGUGGGAGCACCUCUGGCAGCAGCGGGAGUACGAGUACGAGUACGAGUACGAGCCCUCUCUCCGAACCGAGCGAGGCGAUCACCGAACUGCUCAGCGCGUCGAGCUUCGACACUCCCGUCACGAGCGCAGAUGCGGAAGAAGCCUAUACCGUACCCAACGACGACGGGAAACAUUUCCAGGCCUAUCACUGGUUUGGCCAGCCCCUGGACGCCGUGCUGGAUGGUGCUGCUGGGGUGGACGCGCGCGGACCUAGGAUGUCAUUUUCGGACUUGAUUACGCCUUUGCCCGACCAUCUGACGCAGGAGGGGCUGAUGCUGCAGAAUAUGCAGAAUCAGAUCAACCAGGUGGUAGAGCAGGGUGACGAUGCGCACUAUAACAGCUGGACGAUGAGUUUGGAGGACGUGGGAUUUGACUACUGACGGAUAACCUUGGAACUGGGAAAUCUAACAAGUCUUGGAAAUCUUGGAACUGGGUUGGUAUGAGCUCGAGAAAUCACCGCUUUGUCACGAGAAUAGUGUUCGAAUUCGUAGUAUAGUACGGUUUGCCUGGAACGUUUCGAAUGUAUAUAUGUUUGGCGGACCCCUCCGCAAC
Molecule: messenger RNA, 3461 nt
Organism: Dacryopinax primogenitus
Lineage: Eukaryota; Fungi; Basidiomycota; Dacrymycetes; Dacrymycetales; Dacrymycetaceae
Exons: 2
Coding region: 818-3289 (823 amino acids)
Biological process (GO): anatomical structure morphogenesis; cell differentiation; regulation of DNA-templated transcription
Molecular function (GO): DNA-binding transcription factor activity, RNA polymerase II-specific; RNA polymerase II cis-regulatory region sequence-specific DNA binding
Source: RefSeq, a predicted model, not a curated record